Molecule: messenger RNA, 3822 nt
Organism: Exophiala bonariae
Lineage: Eukaryota; Fungi; Ascomycota; Eurotiomycetes; Chaetothyriales; Herpotrichiellaceae
Exons: 2
Coding region: 1-3822 (1273 amino acids)
Biological process (GO): nuclear pore organization; protein import into nucleus
Cellular component (GO): nuclear pore transmembrane ring
Molecular function (GO): structural constituent of nuclear pore
Source: RefSeq, a predicted model, not a curated record
AUGAGCGAGACCCCUCGACUUCGGUCGGCCUUUCCCACCACUCCAAGAACCGAGUCUUCACAGCUGCGAACUUUCAAUAGCAAUGCGCAACCAGUGUUUGCCUCUUCCCAGUCGCGGCAGUCCUACAGAUCUUCACCCAUAACCAAACCCAUACAAACAACCAAUAAAGCAAGAGACGAUUCACCCCUCAUAUCCGAAGAUGUCAUCGAUGCGCCCACGCAGCGAAUGUACGUCUUUGCUUUCUGGGCUUCGUUAUGGGGGUGGAGGAUCUACAAUGCAUGCAGUAUUGAGGACGGUACAGAUGCCACUUGGCAGUUCCUCAAAUGGAGUGGCUUGGACGUAUGCUGGUUGAUCUCUUUGCCCUCCUUAAGGAUACCAAAGCUGCAGUUCUCUAUCUGGGUCUUGCUGGCCAUCUUGAUCGUCCAUUUCUUCGCCAAUGCGUUCAUGAUGUUCAGGAUAACGCCUCCAUUGAUGUUCUGGGUUGGACCUCUUUGGAAAUUUUUCGAUCCAAGCGAGCAAUCAUUGUCAGGAGCCAAAGUCAAAGUGGACACGAUUCUUCACAAUUCCUCCAUCAUUCUCGGCCAGCAAACAAUUCACAUUUUGCCAGACGGAUUGGCCAUAUUUAACCCCGAGAAAACUUCAUUCUGCCUAGACCCCGCAAAUACAGCGAUCGAGCUUCCGAUACGCAUCAAUCAGACCGACCCUAUACUUAUCGAAUUGAGCAGAUAUGAUCUUGACACCGACGAGGUUGAGCUUAUUACUAUCCACAGCAAAAAUCUAAAGCAAAUGAUUAAGAAAGCCGAAUCCGCAGCACAAGGUUUGGGGAAAGGUACCCCGCUCACGCUAUAUUACUCCGUUAAGAAGACUGGUCUUUAUCAAUUAAGCCGCGUGAUGGACAAAUCCGAACUACAAGUACGAAGCCGUAGUUUUGAUGCGGCAGUCGUCACAUGUCCCAACGCUUCAAUAUCCUCGAAAUCCGUGGACAGAUGUACUGGAGAUUUGAGCAGUGUGUCAUUAAGAGUCGAAGGGGUUCCUCCAUUCAUGGUGAGGUACAGCAAGACAGUAAAUGGAAAACAAUUCAGCUCCAAUGUGCAAAAUGUUCAGCCUUUGCUAGAUGACUAUCUCAAGCCUGAUGAUCCAUCUAGCGUGGUGCUUGACCCUCGGAAGCCGCAUGUUGGUUGGACAAAAUCCGUGGGCGAAUCAUUUGAGAUCAAUGAAUCCCUUCAUCAAAAUGGAACCCAUUCCUACGUUAUCGAAUCAGUUGAAGAUGGAUUGGGCAACAAAAUCCUAUAUGGUUCUCCCAGUCCAAAGGACCUCCAUGCACCACGGGUACAAAGUUUGGUAGUGCACAAUCGACCUCAAGUGAGACUUCAUGACUGCAGCCCCGAUCUGUUGAUUCCAAUACCAUCUGGAAAGACCACGCGACUUCCCAUACGGAUCCAAGAUCCCGCUAAGCUUCAUGCGUCCGACUGGCCCUUGACAUUGAAGUAUCGCUUUGUGGCAGAGACAAACGAAGAAGUUCCUCAAAUUGAAGUAUUUGCUCAUGAAAUGACAGACGACCGGUCUGGGCCCACAAUUGGGAAAGCUGGUCGCUACAGCAUCGAUUCCAUUGCUGGGCGGUUUUGUCCUGGAGAAGUACUUGAGCCCUCUUCAUGCAGUUUGUUCAAUCCACCAGAACCAGAUAUUUCAGUGGCAAGAGAAGAUAUCUUUGACAAAUGUGCUGGAAAUUCAAUUGGGAUGACUCUGAACCUCGAUUUCACCGGAACACCACCAUUCAAAGUCAUGUACAAUGUUGCACGCGAAGGCAAAGCUCGACCUCAGGUAAAAUCGUUCUCAACGAUGCGUGGUCAAAUUGAAUUACUCGAACAGUCUGCCGGAACUUACACCUAUACUUUGAACCAGAUCUCGGACUCUGUUUACGAACCUAAUUCUCUGAAAGAUCGCGGCCUCGUGUUUCAACAGACUAUCAGACCACCAGCUUCUGCGGUGUUCCAAAAUUCUCAAACCAUCAUCAAGGCAUGCCUGGGUCAACCCGUGCCUGAGACGGUCAAAUUGCUUGGUGAAGGACCAUGGGAACUCGAAUAUGAAGUCAUCCAUGGUGGGAAGAGAAAGAAGCAUACUAUUCAUUCAGACACAGACCUUGUGACCAUCGAUUUCCCUGGCCAGACAGAUGGAGGUCGAUAUACUUUGAUGUUGGCCAGUGUCCAAGACAAGUCUCGAUGCAAGACCAUACUCAAGGAAGAACGACACCUUGAAAUACGGCCUGACCAGCCCACCGCUGCUUUCGGUGACAUUCAAGGUAAAAGAUCCAUUCUUGCCCUGGAUGGAAAAGAGGCCAAAAUUCCUCUACGUCUGAAAGGAAAUGCACCAUGGGCGGUGAGGUUUCAAAUGUUGAACGAUCCAUCUAGCUCCGUUGAGCAACAUUUCCGUCAACCAAAUGCAUUUUUCACUGUCAACAAACCGGGCAAUUAUGAGAUUGUGUCUGUCCAUGAUCAGUGCUCUGGCCUUGUUGAUCCCACAGCCAGUCAAUUUCAGGUCAAUUGGAUCCCCCGACCUUCGCUAGAAGUCAAAGACCCAUCAUUGGCAGAGGAUAGUGUCAGUGGCCUUCGCAAGGCGCCUGUCUGUCAGUACGAUGAAUCAGCACUGGCGCUUGCCAUGAGAGGCACUCCGCCCUUUAGUGUGAAAUAUCAGCAAAAGUAUGAACCCACCAAAGGUGGGGCUUCAAUAAGCAACAAAGAAAGCAACUUUGUUGGCAUGAGCGCACUCAUCAACCUAGACACAUCCAAAGCCGGCGAAUAUACGUACGUAUUCUCUGAAUUGGGUGAUGAACGCUAUGCUCCUGACAAGAAGCGAUUUUCACCCAUCGUUGUGAAACAGCAAGUCUUCGCGCCACCCUCGGCAAGAUUCAAUCAACCAGGGAAAACAUACAGUUAUUGUCAAGAUGAUCCCAGCUUCACGAGUCAUGGCGUAGAGACCGAAAACAUACCAAUUGCCCUUACCGGAGUGCCUCCUUUCAAUCUUGAGAUCGCAAUCACGCAUCAUGGGCAGGCCCCUCGACCUGAAAUCAUCCGGCAGAAAGAUAUUCAAACAAACAUUUACUCCUGGCCACUGUCUCGAACCACCCUGGAUCUAGGGAUUCACAGCAUUGCCAUCCGCUCGGUCAAGGACAGCCGAGGCUGUGAGAGUAAUCUUGAGUCUGACCCAUCUUCUGUUCGAGUACAAGUAUCCUCGCCACCAAGCAUCAGCCCACUUCAAUCACAAGAGAACUUCUGUGUUGGCGAGCACGUGUCGUUCUCACUAAGCGGCCAAUCGCCGUUCGAGGUGUUCUACAAUUUCGGCGGUCAGGAGAGAAAGGCCAAGGAGAAUAGUCAUGAGUUCAAGCGCCUGACUGACCGCCCUGGUGAGUUUGUUGUGACCGGCAUCAGCGACAGUGCAAUGGGCAGCGGUAAAUGCCGCGCAAGGAAAGAGAUCAAGAAAACGAUCCGUCCCUACCCGACAGUCAAACUAGCUCAAGGCAAAUCACUAACGAGCGACAUCCACGAAGGUGGUGAAGUUGAAAUCCACUUCAGCUUCAGCGGUACUCCGCCCUUCGAAUUCACGUACACACGGUCCGAAGACGUCAAGGGCCACGCAGGGAAAAUCCUCGAGACGCGACACGACACGUCCUAUGAGUACAGCAAAGUGAUUCGCGCGAGCGACGAGGGUAUCUACCAGGUCGUGUCUAUCAAAGACAGCUACUGCUCGUACACGAAACCCACGCACAAGAAGCAUCGUGAUUCCAGUGGCAAGGGAGGGAGUUUUCAGAAGCUCUUGAAUUUUUGA